ACCUCUCCAAAUCAAUGGAUUCAGGUGUUCCAAUCACCUCCAUGGCCACAGGUGUUACAGUCACCUCCAUGGCCACAGGUGUAUAAAAUCAAGCACCUAGGCAUGCAGACUGUUUCUACAAACAGUUGUGAAAGAAUGGGUCGCUCUCAGAAGCUCAGUGAAUUCAAGCAUGGUCGCGUUAUAGGUUGCCACCUGUGCAAUACAUUCAUCCGCAAAAUUUCCUUGCUAUUUAAAUAUUCCACGGUCAACUGUUAGGGUAUUGUAGCAAAGUGAAAGUAACUGGGAACAGCAGCUCAGCCA
This is a messenger RNA of Staurois parvus, 300 nucleotides long. The record is from the annotation of a GenBank genome assembly. Lineage: Eukaryota; Metazoa; Chordata; Amphibia; Anura; Ranidae.